UCUGCGCCGGAUCCGGCACAGGGGCGGCCGCCAUUGUGCUUUGCUGAAGACGACUGUGCUUUCGGUCCUGAGGCCCAGAAUCGGAAGAGGAGGACGGCGGUGUGCCUGCAGCGAAGGGGGGGACGCGCCCUGCUCGGUGCCCGCCAGGGAAGCCUUUAGAAUGGAGUCUAAACCUUCCAGGAUUCCAAGAAGAAUUUCUGUUCAGCCUUCCAGCUCCCUAAGUGCUAGAGUGAUGUCUGGAAGCAGAGGAAAUAGUUUAAAUGAAACCUACCGUUCCAGAGACUCUUCAUUUAGACUGGAUUCUGAAUAUCAGUCAGCAUCGGCAUCAGCAUCACCAUUUCAGUCUACAUGGUAUAGUGAAUCUGAAAUAACUCAGGGGGCUCGCUCAAGAUCACAGAACCAGCAACGGGAUCAUGAUUCAAAAAGACCUAAACUUUCCUGUACAAACUGUACAUCUACCUCAGCUUCAAGAAAUGUUGGAAAUGGAUUAAGUUCUGUAUCAGAUUCUUCUUGGAGGCAUAGUCAAGUUCCCAGAUCUUCAUCAAUGGUACUUGGCUCAUUUGGAACAGACUUAAUGAGAGAAAGGAGAGAUAUGGAGAGGAGAACAGAUUCCUCCCUUAGUAAUCUUAUGGAUUAUAGUCACCGAAGUGGUGAUUUCCCAACUUCAUCAUAUGUUCAAGACAGAGUUCAUUCUUCAUAUUCACAGGGAGCAAGACCAAAAGAGAACUCUGUAAGCACUUUACAAUUGAAUACAUCAUCCACAAGCCACCAAUUGCCUUCUGAACGUCAUACAAUACCAAGUUCUAGGGACUCCAGCAGAAAUUCUUUAAGGUCACAUUUUUUCCCAAGAGAAUCAGAGUCUCUCCGAAGCAGUACACAUCCUGGAUUUUCUUAUAUUUCAAGUAGAGAUGAGACCCCCCCAACAAUAAGUAAUUCAGAAAGGAUUGGUUCAUCUCAAAGAUCAUUUCCAGAAUCUUCUGAUAACGAAGGUAGGCGUACAACAAGGAGAUUGCUUUCACGUAUCGCUUCUAGCAUGUCAUCUACUUUUUUUCCCAGAAGAUCUAGCCAGGAUUCCUUGAAUGCAAGAUCAUUGAGUUCUGAAAAUUCUUACAUUUCUCCAAGAAUCUUGACAUCUUCACAGUCUCGGAGUAAUGCAGCAUCAGCUUCUGAAGCUCAUGAUAAUAGGGCUUCUGAAGCUUCUCAGGGAUUUCGAUUUCUUAGGCGAAGAUGGGGUUUGUCAUCUCUUAGUCAAAAUCAUAGCUCUGAGCCAGAUUCAGAAAGUUUCAGCCAAGAAUCUGAAGGAAGGAAUACAGGACCAUGGUUAUCUUCCUCACUUAGAAAUAGAUGCACACCUUUGUUCUCUAGAAGGAGACGAGAGGGAAGAGAUGAAUCUUCAAGGAUACCUACCUCUGAUUUACCAUCUAGAUCUCAUAUUUUUAGAAGAGAAGCAAAUGAAAUAGUUCACCUUGAAACACCAAGUGAUCCACUUGGGGCUGCUGCCAACAGACCACAACCAUCUGGAGCAUCAAGUAAUGGCUCUGUAGGUGGGUCCACAUCAGAUUUGCCUCAUGGUGGAAGAAAUACAGGAAUAACAGGAAUUCUUCCUGGUUCCUUGUUCCGAUUUGCUGUCCCUCCAGCACUUGGAAGUAAUUUGGCUGACAAUGUCAUGAUCACUGUAGAUAUUAUUCCUUCAGGUUGGAAUUCAGCUGAUGGAAAAGGAGAUAAAAGUAAAAGUGCACCUUCAAGAGAUCCAGAAAGACUGCAGAAAAUAAAAGAGAGCCUCCUUUUAGAGGAUUCUGAAGAAGAGGAAGGUGACUUAUGUAGAAUCUGUCAAAUGGCAGCAGCAUCAUCAUCUAAUUUGCUGAUAGAGCCAUGCAAGUGCACAGGAAGUUUGCAGUAUGUCCACCAAGAGUGUAUGAAAAAGUGGUUACAGGCCAAAAUCAAUUCUGGUUCUUCAUUAGAGGCUGUUACCACCUGUGAACUCUGUAAAGAAAAGUUGCAGCUUAACCUGGAGGAUUUUGAUAUUCAUGAACUACAUAGAGCUCAUGCAAAUGAACAAGCUGAAUAUGAAUUUAUCAGCUCUGGUCUCUACCUAGUUGUGUUACUGCAUUUGUGUGAACAAAGCUUUUCUGAUAUGAUGGGAAAUACAAAUGAACCAAGCACACGUGUCCGAUUUAUUAACCUUGCAAGAACUCUUCAGGCACAUAUGGAAGAUCUCGAAACUUCAGAGGAUGAUUCUGAAGAAGAUGGAGACCAUAACAGAACAUAUGAUAUUGCCUAACUUCAUUUAAGAGAAAUGGAUGAUCUGUGAACAAGUGUUUAUUAAAACUGGCAAUUAAUUGUGAAAUAAUUUUGUGGGGAAUGCCUAUUAAAUAUAUUGACUUACAUAAAAUGAAUAUAUAUACAUACAUGUAUCCAUGUAGAUAUAUAUUCAUUCUCAAGUGUUGCUGAAUUAAAAUUCUGCUGGACCCUUUUAACAUUGGCCAGCAAAUCUGAUGUUUAUAAUAUGGUAAUCAAAAGCAGUUUUUUUUGUUUAUUUGUUUGUUUUAGGUGAGUGGGAAAGCAUUACCCUUGAUUUAAAUACCUAAGCACUGUCCAUCAACCCUUUGUUGUGUUCUGAUUACUGUAGCCAUAUUUAUGGGGGAAACAAGUUUGUGUUUUAGUCGCUUGCUAGUGAGAAAGAUGGGACAAAAUGUACUUUUGAAAUGAAAUGCCAAAUGGCAUCUAAUGAGUAUUUUUUUUAAUGUCUUAAAGUUGUAGCCAAAUUUUCAUGAUCAUUUACUUCCAGUGUUCUUUAAAAAAAAAAAGAAAAACCUGCAAAGAAUGGGGACAAGUUUAUGAAAAACAUAUUAGGUUUCCAAAUUUAGUUUCAAUUCUAAACUCAUUUAACUUUAAAACCUAAUUUUUAAAAUAUAUAAAAUACAGAAAUGAUGGAUAAAUUUUAUAUUGAUUUGCAAAAUGCAGAUUAUAUUUGAUAGUCCGUGUUAUGUAGGUAUUCCUUUUGGGGAUAUUUAAUAGCUGUAAGUUAUAUGAGAAUUGCCAGUCAAAUGGUAUUUGGUUAAAAAAAAUUACUGCAAUCUCAAGUUAAUGGAAUAUUUUAAAAUCCCACCUUCAAAGUUUAAAACACUGGUUUUCAAUGUACUUUUUAGUGUUGUCACUUCUUUAUAAAUAUGAUUAAAAAAUAACCUGUUUGGAUCUUGGUCAUUUUUAACUGUUCCUUGGUAAUUCUGGGCAUUUAUUUGAUGAUUACUAGUAUUUUUCACUACCUUUGGAAAACAUGAACAUUACCUUUUCAACAUGAAUGAGUCUGCACUGUGGUUAUGAGUUGUUUGAAUUUUCAUAACAUUGUAUUUUUCCUUGUCAACACCCUAGUAUAAAUGGUUACAAACACAUGCAUUUGGUUUCAAAAAUAAAAGUCUGAUGUUAUGGCAACAAACUACUUUUUCAAAACCUGCCUAGAAACCAUGUUAUUUCUCAAAUGUGAAUGAACAGUUUGUCCACACUUAGUUUGUUCCUCUUCUGUAAAAUCUUGGCUUGAAAUAAAGUGCAUAUUGAUUGAU
Messenger RNA from Dipodomys ordii (Ord's kangaroo rat), 3560 nucleotides. RefSeq names its product membrane-associated ring finger (C3HC4) 7, E3 ubiquitin protein ligase (gene Marchf7). The record is from RefSeq and is a predicted model, not a curated record. Gene Ontology annotation, cellular component: nucleus. NCBI's taxonomy places the organism in Eukaryota, Metazoa, Chordata, Mammalia, Rodentia, Heteromyidae. Gene Ontology annotation, biological process: protein autoubiquitination. Gene Ontology annotation, molecular function: zinc ion binding; ubiquitin conjugating enzyme binding; ubiquitin binding. The coding region runs from base 161 to 2281 and encodes 706 amino acids. The transcript has 10 exons.